This is a messenger RNA of Chaetomium fimeti, 1325 nucleotides long. Its product is annotated as Fcf1-domain-containing protein. Gene Ontology annotation, molecular function: small ribosomal subunit rRNA binding. Gene Ontology annotation, cellular component: nucleolus; small-subunit processome. The transcript is spliced from 5 exons. The record is from RefSeq and is a predicted model, not a curated record. Bases 256 to 1173 code for a protein of 305 amino acids. Lineage: Eukaryota; Fungi; Ascomycota; Sordariomycetes; Sordariales; Chaetomiaceae.
GGGGCGAGCGGCUGGAGGAAAGCUUGGCCUGCGGGAGCUGCAGCGUUGGUGGGCAUCCCUUCUGGAAAUUUUUCGGCUUCUCAACAACACGGGUCGUGAGAGGUCAUCCAUCUUCUCACCACCCAAAAUAUCCAUCACAUUCGCUUCAAAGUACAUCACCCCCAACAUACCACCCGGAAAUCUUGACACGACCUCACUUCACUAACCUCGCCACAUCCCCUACAAAACCGGCCUGAAGGCCCCCCCAUCUCAAAAAUGGGCAAGCGCACGAAGCAGUACAAGAAGCUCAUGCGCUCGUUCGAGCUGCUCGGCUUCCGCCAGCCCUAUCAACUGCUCAUCACCAGCGACGUGCUCCUCGACACGACCAAGCUUGACCUGGUCAGCCUGUUCGAGAAGACGCUGUCGACCAAGGGGUUGAAGCCCAUGAUCACGCAGUGCUGCAUCAGGGCAUUGUAUGCGAAGAAUGUGGGACCGAAUCGCGACCAGACUGUGGCUGCUGCUAUUGAGAGGGCGAAGACGUUUGAGAGGCGACGGUGUGGCCAUCUCAUGGACCAGGACCCCCUGACGGAGCGGGAAUGCAUGCUCUCGGUUGUGGAUCCCAAGGGGAAGGGGGAGAACAAGUUUCGAUAUGUGGUCGUGACGCAGGAUGAGAUGCUGAGGGACAGGUUACGGUCAGUUGUGCCCACACCGCUCAUGUAUGUGCGGAGGAGCGUCAUGAUUCUGGAGCCCAUGUCUUCAUCGUCGGCACGAGUCAGGGAACGGGAAGAACGCUCCAAGUUCUUGGAGGGUAUCGUAAGGCAACCCCGGAAGAGAAAGAGGGACGAAGAUGAGUCCGGUGAAGAGCAAUCCGGCAGUGAAGACGAAGACGAGGGAGGAGAAGGCGGUGCGGGUCGCCCCAGGGAAGUCAGUGGAGAGGAAAAGCAAAAGAAGAAGAAAAAGCAGUACGGCCGCAAAGGACCGAACCCGCUAGCCGUCAAGAAGACGAAGAAGGCGUCGGAAGUAGACCAAAAAACCGGGAAACCGGCACCGCCCGCAGGAGAGGCCCCGACAGAAGCGAAGGCGAAGAGGAAGAGGCGCAAGAAGGCCGGCGGUGCCCAGGGAGGUGGUGAGGGCGGUGAUAUUGAGCGGGCAGGACAGGCAGAGCCAGGCCCUGAGGAGGUUGCGGAAGCGUGAGUUAGCGGUGGAGGGAAUCGAGAUAUCCCGGCGCCAUGGACGGUUAGUUCUGGGCCAUGUUUUAACUAGUACUACAGUAUACCGGAAAAGGGGUUUCAUGGUCAAGUUACCCCCAUGAUCUCUACGGCAAGAGAAUGUUUAUUUUAUCCCUA